Leptinotarsa decemlineata (Colorado potato beetle) is the source of this 505-nucleotide messenger RNA. RefSeq lists its product as uncharacterized. Gene Ontology annotation, molecular function: DNA-binding transcription factor activity, RNA polymerase II-specific. The record is from RefSeq and is a predicted model, not a curated record. Gene Ontology annotation, cellular component: nucleus. NCBI's taxonomy places the organism in Eukaryota, Metazoa, Arthropoda, Insecta, Coleoptera, Chrysomelidae. Gene Ontology annotation, biological process: regulation of transcription by RNA polymerase II.
UUGUCUUCUGAGGUAAUCCAAAGAGUAAACAGAUGUACUCUUUGCUAGCAAAGAGUAAACCUGUAUAAUCUUUGCUUGUUAGUUGAUGUACUCAUUGGAUUUGAGUCCCAUAUCACAGCAUAGGUAACAAUUAAUCCACGGUGCCCUCAUAUUUCUUGAAAAUUGAUAAUGGCCACCGGUGACUGUGGAUAUGGAAGACCAAUUAAAGAGGAGGGCGAAGAUGAAACUCUCCAAGUAAAUCUCUCGAAAAAUGAGUUUGUGCCAGAAAAAAUCAAAGAUGAAGAUGAAAUGAUUAUUGUUCAUCAUGACCUGAAAUCUGAACAGCGUGCCGAAGAUGUAAAAGAAGGUUUUUAUUGUGAGGGGUGUGGGGGUGGUUUGCUCAGUUUAGAGAAUUUCUUCAACCCUGACAGUGUGAAAUCCUGUUGUAAUUGUCAAUACCAGAACGAUGCUAAUAUGCAUGGAGAAGAUGUGACUAAUGAUUUUAAACCACCUCAGUUUAGCUCAG